CUUUUCUUCUUUUUCUUUUUGAACAGAUGCAAUAUCUCUCUCUGCUCACAGCAUUGCUUGGUUUUGGUUGAUACCUCUCACACAACACACAAGAUGAAUGCCAAAUGGCUUCUAGGGCUGGCUGCCGCCGCCCGCCUGGUCUCCGCGCAAACCACUGUCACCUCCAUGUUCAUCUACGAUGCCGAUCCCCAACCCUUGGUGGCAUCUGUCAUGGGCGUUGCCGCAACGGCAACCACCUACUACAUCAAUUGUCCUCCUGGAACGGACAGCUCCGACUGCGGCAUGGGGCCCGGGUUGACCGUGAUCGCAGGCCCGCAAACCACCUCCUAUCUGAUGGAGGAGCCUGACGAGGACUUCUAUUGGUCGGUAGUGUGUUCUCUGCAAGGAACCACGACGGGUUCGUGCAUUGAAAUGGCCUCAGGUACCGGCGCCAACUUCCCUGGAACCAGCACCAUCCCUCUCGACACCGACGACAUUGCCAGUGGCUUGAUGCCGGUGACUAUCACCGCGGGGGCGGGCAGCAUCACUGCCUCUGACACUGCCUCAGCCACAGCUUCGCCCACUGGUGCCACUACCGCUACCGCUACCGCUACCGGAGCAUCGGCCAGCCACAAGUCUGCGACUGCUGAUGCUAGCAGCACCACUGCGACCUCCGCUGCAUCUGCUGCCUCAAGCACUACCAGCACCGGAGCCGGUGCUGUUGUUUCGAACGAUGCCACUGUGAUCUUUGGCGGUGCUGCUGUAGCGGCUCUGGUGGCGGCUGUUCUGUAAACAGGGCUGUAUUAUAUCAUUACUGUAUAUUACUACAUCUAUAUAUUCAUUUAUAAAUUGGUUCGUUCAACAUCAUGAGAA
Molecule: messenger RNA, 852 nt
Organism: Aspergillus uvarum CBS 121591
Lineage: Eukaryota; Fungi; Ascomycota; Eurotiomycetes; Eurotiales; Aspergillaceae
Product: putative GPI anchored protein
Exons: 2
Coding region: 94-771 (225 amino acids)
Source: RefSeq, a predicted model, not a curated record